Messenger RNA from Hyaloscypha bicolor E, 2148 nucleotides. Its product is annotated as major facilitator superfamily transporter. The transcript is spliced from 5 exons. Gene Ontology annotation, cellular component: membrane. NCBI's taxonomy places the organism in Eukaryota, Fungi, Ascomycota, Leotiomycetes, Helotiales, Hyaloscyphaceae. Gene Ontology annotation, molecular function: transmembrane transporter activity. The coding region runs from base 430 to 1980 and encodes 516 amino acids. The record is from RefSeq and is a predicted model, not a curated record. Gene Ontology annotation, biological process: transmembrane transport.
CAAGAGUGGUACGUUUUUCAAUAAACAGGGCCAGCACCGCAAAUUCUUCCGAGAGACUCUCGCGAAAGCUUGAAAACUUGGCAGGGGUUUUUAUGAAUGUUGGUGCACGGAGGUUGGACCCAAAGCGUUGUCUCGCCGCGUGGCCGCAUUUCUGUCAGAUCGUCAGUCGGCCAGUGAGUUCAAAAACCUGUACGCAGAAGUCUGAAAAGUGGGAUUCUUGCAGCCAACCCAGCUCAAACUCUCCGGCUGGGGUACCCCGAAUGUGGGGCAUGGGGAAUCUGAAUGAACUGGGCUGAGGACUCAGUCAAGGUGAGGCCGCUGCAUGAGCCAUGGAGCUCUUAAAGCUCGUGACGGCCCCGAUCCUUUUUGGUCCCUCGUUCACAGACACGACAUUUCACAUAAACCUCAAUCCAGCGUCAUUCAAGAGUCAUGGACGACAACAAGACAACUGAAAUUGCUGAAGCUCGCGAGGAUGCUCCCGAGGUCGUUGAAGACGAGACUCUCAAGUCAGCACAUAUGAACUAUGACCUCGUGGACGAAGAAGUGGCCAAGUACGCGAGCGAGACUAUCGUGGAAGUCGACGAAGCGACCAGCAAACGCCUGAAGCGGAUGAUAGACAAGAGAGUCUUAGCAAUUAUGAUUGGCACCUACCUAAUUCAAACUCUAGACAAGGGAACGAUGUCCUUCGCCUCUAUCAUGGGUAUCAUUCCUGAGACACAUUUAGUUGGGACACAGUAUUCAUGGUUGACAUCCAUUAUCUACAUUGUUAUUCUGCUUGUCGAAUGGCCCGAAAAUUUGAUCAUCCAACGCGUUCCUAUUGCCAAAUGGCUUGGCUUGAAUAUCAUCCUGUGGGGAAUCACGCUUGCUCUUCACGCCGCAAUGAAAAAUUUCGCUGGUCUGGUUACCCUUCGAGCUUUCCUCGGCUUGUUUGAGGCCGUCUCUCAACCCACCUUCGUCCUCCUGUCUGGCAUGUGGUACAAGCGAGAAGAACAAGCUGGUGCUGUUAUCUACUGGUACAUGAUGAACGGUGUACAGCAAAUAAUUGGCAGUCUUCUUGCUUUCGGCUUCUCUUUUGUUCCCAGCACAGCGGUCAUCAACUCCUGGCAAGCGUUGUUCAUGACUUACGGUAUCAUCACCGUGUUCUGGGGUGCUUUCGUUCUCUGGUGGAUGCCUGACUCUCCCAUGAAAGCAAAGUGUUUCACGGAAGAAGACAAGAAGUUGAUGAUUGAGCGAGUUCGCGAGAAUCGCACCGGCGUCCAAAAUCGCAAAUUCAGAAAGGAUCAGAUCUGGGAUGCUGCCUGUGAUCCUCAAGUGUAUGCUUUCGCCCUUAUUCAACUUUUCUUGACCCUCCCAUCAGGCGGCCUUGGCGCUUUCGCGAACAUAAUCAUCAAGUCUUUCGGCUUCACAACGUGGCAAACCCAACUUCUGCAGAUGGUAUCAGGCGCUGUCCAGGUCACUGCUAUGCUGUCUGCUGUCUGGGUUGAUCAACGAACCAGACAGACCAUACUGCCUAUGAUGGCUUCAGUUGUGCCUACAAUCGCAGGUACGAUUGUGUUGAUGAUCGUACCGUUCGAGCCAAGCAAACGAGUAGGACUACUCUUCGCAUACUACAUCAUGAUUUCCUUCUGGGCGUGUUCCGGACUUGCACUUUCACUCGUUACUAGGAACGUCGGUGGCCAGACAAAGAAGACUGUUGUGAUUGCGGUUAACUUCGUAUUCUGGGCAACUGGUAACUCCAUUGGACCUCAAGUUUUCCAAACCAAAGAUGCACCUAGAUACUUCCUCGCCUUGGCAAUUAUCUUAGGGUGUUUUGUUUUGCUCCUCAUUACAUUGGGAGCUCUUCGCACUUAUUAUGUCUGGCAGAACAAGAAACGAGACGGCAAGAUUGAGCGAGGUGAAGCCCUGGCGGAUGCCUUGUAUACACACGCUCUUGAGGAUAUCACAGAUAGGAAAAAUGUCAAUUUCAGAUACAUUUACUGAAGCUGAUUUCUGUCGAAGCUAUCUCGGGGUUUGGCUUUGACAAUACAGCAAGAUGCGAGAGAGCGGAAGCGUGGAAGCGGAGGAGUCGUGGUUCCAUAUUUCAUUCCAUCAACAAACAACCUCAAGUUCAAAUAAUUCAUGCUUAAAUUGAGCUUUCUUCUUCGACUC